This is a messenger RNA of Caenorhabditis bovis, 1395 nucleotides long. The record is from the annotation of a GenBank genome assembly. Lineage: Eukaryota; Metazoa; Nematoda; Chromadorea; Rhabditida; Rhabditidae.
AUGGACAAGGAAACUAUCACACAAUUCCUGAAGCAACAAGCCGAGCAGCAGAGGAUUUUCCAACAACAACAACAACAAUUUCAACAACAACAGCAAGAGUUUCUCAAGGCGAUCAGUGCUGCGUUCACUACGCAGAAGCAGCAGCCGGACGUUACCAACAUCAUCAACUCAUUGUCAAACCGAAUUUCGACGUUUCACUACUGUCCGGAUGACGGGGAAACCUUCGAUGCCUGGUUUGGUCGAUACCAUGAUAUCAUCGAAAUCGACGGCAAGGACCUCGACGACGCUACCCGCACACGCAUAGUCGUAUCCAAGCUAGAGAACAAAGAAGCCGAACAGUUCAGAAGCUUCAUUCUGCCGAAGACACCUGCCGACGUCAACUUCAACGACACCAUUGCUACGUUGAAGAAACUUUUCAACCAGACGAAGUCGCUGGCGAGACUCCGUUAUGAACUUUUCUCGGUAAAAUUCGAUGGGGUCGAUCGCAAGGAUUACACAGCCCUUGUCAAACGCCGGUUUGCCGCCGCUCAAUGGAAUCAGCUUUCGUCGGACCAAGCUGAAUGCCUGCUAUGGAUCAUCGGACUCCAUGCCUCAGAACAUCUGGAUUUGCGAAUUCGGGCACUUCGCGAACUCGAACUGAAUCCGGAAAUGAAACUAACGGAGCUCACGGACCGAUUGGAUCAAGUUAUCUCACUUCGCGCCGAUGCAGACUUCAUCGGAGGUGGAUCUCACGACAUCCACGCCAUUCACCGACAAGCCAGCAAACCCAAGCCCAAAUUCCGAGGAGGAUCACGAUCAAAGAACGCGAGAACGCCGACUUCUCCGCGCACUUCUGCAACUUCACCACCGUCGCAGUGUUCGAGAUGUGGAGGAUCACACUGGAAACGGGAUUGCAAGCUGCCACAGGAAACAAUCUGCCACAGCUGUCAAAAGACAGGACAUCUCUCGAAAUUUGACCGUCAUCACGGAGCCAGACACCGAGCCUACGAAGUCGGAGACGCUGUCUUCGUCAAGGACUAUCGCUCAAAGCAGACUUGGAGCCCCGGAAUCAUCAUUCGACGUUUAGGAGCGGUAACCUACAUAGUGAACUGCCAAGGGAAUCAAUGGCAUCGACACGCAAAUCAGUUAAGGCGCCGGGAUCACCAGAAUCAACGUCUGCCGCUGCAUAUUGACUUUGAUCUGCCGAUGCCGAUACGCCGUCCAUCGACACCGACAACCGUUCCAACUCAACCAACGGUCGCUUCAACAGGAAAUCAAGAACGUGCACCAUCAACUCCUACUAUACCACCAGUACACACCAGGACAACUCAAGGACCACCACUUCGCCGAUCAUCGCGGAACACUCGGGAACCAAGACGCCUCAUAUUGGACCCUCGUCAAAAGUCCUACCUUUGA